Molecule: messenger RNA, 1086 nt
Organism: Tetranychus urticae (two-spotted spider mite)
Lineage: Eukaryota; Metazoa; Arthropoda; Arachnida; Trombidiformes; Tetranychidae
Source: RefSeq, a predicted model, not a curated record
GAAAUCACUUGAGUUGCUCAUUGAUUUACAGUCUUUAUUGCUCAUUGUUAGUGUUCAACCAUCAAAAUUCAAUCGACAGUUUUUAACCAUGAAUUCAUUUUCAAUUUUUUUCACUUUUCUAGCCUUAUCCAGUUCAGUUGGUUUAGUUUUCUCGAAAUGUCACCUCAAGGAAUUGGAUUUUUGCUCAGCUUCAGUUGCAAUGCUUCUCCAAAAUCAAGAAACACCAAAAACAGAGGCAGCCAUUAAUCAUUAUUGUGAGGUGUUGAACGAAGCACACGAGUGUGUAGCUAAUUUCACCAGCAAAUGUGCGACUCCAUUGCAACAAGAGUUGGUUGAGUUUUUCGCAUCUGGAGGCCUCAAUACUGUCAAAGAGUUUUGUACAAGCGGCAGUCAGCUUCGAAACAAUUACAUGGCUAAUGUUGAGUGUUUAGCUAAAGCUAGGAUUGAAGCUAAUUCAUGCCUUAAAGAUUUACAAGUGGCAGUUGAAGAAGUGGUCUCGGUUGAUCAACAAAAUCGAUUACCAGUUGGUUGUUGUGCCUUCAAUCGCUUUCAAGAUUGUACCUUUUCGAUUGUCAAUGCUCGAUGUGGUCCAAAGGUUGUUGAAUUGGGACGAAAAGUAUUGACAAUGGUUACAUCAAGGAUUCCUGAAGCCAUUUGUACAUCUUUUGAUGCUAAAAGUGACCUUUGUCUCGCUAUUUUACCAAAAACUGGUCAAAAUCCUCGAGGAAACCAAUCAUCAAGUCCAAUUGCUAAAAUUUUCGCCACUUUUUUCGGUAAUUCCGGAAUGUAAUUUGAUUCUUGUAUCACUACAAUUUUAGUCAUGUUUACGGUUAACAUUUAAAUUAACUUUGCCUGCAGCUACAAAAUUGUCAUUAAACUAUUUAAUUUGAAACUGAACCGACUUUAAGGUAAAAGAUUCAAGAUUUUCACUGAUAAAUUGAUUAACUGUUGACAACUGAACACAAUGUUAACCUGACAUUAAGUUUAAGUAAAUCAACAAAUUAAAGGAUAAAUCAGAUGAAAUAUGAAAUCUCAAUUAAGUUAAUUAAUGGUUUGCAAAUGGUUUAAUAAAAAAUUGUCAAUCAA